Messenger RNA from Zeugodacus cucurbitae (melon fly), 817 nucleotides. RefSeq names its product cuticle protein 16.5. The record is from RefSeq and is a predicted model, not a curated record. The transcript has 2 exons. Bases 147 to 608 code for a protein of 153 amino acids. NCBI's taxonomy places the organism in Eukaryota, Metazoa, Arthropoda, Insecta, Diptera, Tephritidae.
UUUGAACAGUAUAAAAGCUUUUGCACGACGCUACCAACGAAUCAAACAGUCUUUCGCGUUCUUAAGCUACGAUCCGUUUUGUGCGCACGUUGCCAUCGAAUUCGCUCGUAGAGAAAUCGCAUAUAAACCAAUUUAAAUCAGCAAACAUGUUCAAAUACGUUGUCGUUGUUGCCUUGGCUUUGGUCGGUAGCGCCGUAGCUGCACCAGGAUAUCUGAGUGGCGCGCAUGGUGGCGCUCUUUUGGGUGAUCUCCACUCUGGUCCGGGCUUAUCGUUGGCGCAUGCUGCUCCAGCCAUCUCCUAUGGCCAUGCUGCUCUUGCUGCUCCAUCGAUUUCCUAUGCCGCUCCGGCCAUCACCAAGAUCGCCGCAGCUCCGGCUAUCUCAUAUGCUGCUCCAGCCAUCACUAAGAUUGCUGCUGCACCCGCUAUAUCAUAUGCCGCUCCAUCCAUCUCGUACGCCGCUCCAGCAAUCACAAAAAUAUCUGCUGCGCCCUUAAUCUCGCAUGCAUCGAUCGCCGCUCCAUCCUUGGGCUACGGUUUAGGUCAUGGUUACGGUUUGGGUCAUGGUAUUGGUUUGGGUCAUGGUAUCGGUUUGGGUCAUGGCUGGUAAAUAUGCACUCUUAACGAAUUAAUGGAAGGCGUAAGGAAAUAGAUUUCCUGGGUUACUGCAAAGGGUCGUUUUGUAAAUGUAAAUAUGUUAUGUAGAUAUGUUGUAAUUUUCUUCUUUUCUUAUUUCUUUGCUGAGAAAUGAAAUCGUUUGUGUAUAUAAAUUUCUGCCGCUGAAAAUAAACAAAAAAAUAUUAAAAUGCCUAGUGUAAA